AUGCGAAAAGAUAAUAUAAAAACUGCUAGAUCAGGUCAUGAACAAACAACAAAAAAAGCUCCUACGAAAACAAAAGGACGUUCAUUUUGUUGUUCAAUGUUUAUUUAUACAUUUGUCUUUGUUUCUGGUGUUGUUGUCGCAACAAUAUUACCUGAUUUAGCUGGUCAUCAUUUUAAACAACCUUAUGGCAAAGAAUAUGGCGCUAUGGCUGAACAAAUAUUUAAAGAUUUACCUAAAUAUUUGAAAAAUUUACGUGAAACAGCUAUGGUACUUGGUAAUAAUUUAGUCGAUCGUGUAUGGGAUCUUAAAGCUGAACUUCAACGACGAGUUGAAAAUAUGAAUAAUAAAAAAGAAGAUACAAUAAAAACAAAAACAGUUACUCAACGUCCAACAACUCGAACAACAACACGAGCUAAUACUAAAAAAGAUCAAGCACACGACACAAAACAAACAACGUCUACAGCAAGUAAAUAA
Rotaria sp. Silwood2 is the source of this 474-nucleotide messenger RNA. NCBI's taxonomy places the organism in Eukaryota, Metazoa, Rotifera, Eurotatoria, Philodinida, Philodinidae. The record is from the annotation of a GenBank genome assembly.